GUGUGAAGUUGGAGGACUACAUCUGUUCACUUCCGGUUUACCGCAUUCUCGUCGCGUGACGUCAUACGGCAUCCGGGCACUUGUAAUGGCGACCCUGUUUGUGAGCGGAAGAGAGCUAGCGAGUGGGAGCGCCUUCCCCGUCGUACACCGAGACCAUGUGUUGUGAGUGUGCAGCUGUGCCAGAUAAAGCAGAGAGCUGGAGAUAGGAGAGCACCACACCACAGGCAACCCUACAAACCGUUCUGACCACUGAGCCACCAAGCUGGAACAGAACGGCCGCACCUCACCACAAUUCUGGAGUUGGAUCCAAGCAACUCGACUCCCCAGGGGGGUGGGGAGGGUAAUAUGGCCCCCUCGGCGAUGGGGACAGAUAUGGAGGUCUGCGGGACAGACGGGGACCUGAAACUGGAGGGUGCGAUGGGGGAUGUGGCCAUGGAGGCAGAACCACAGUCAACACUUAGCAGCGAGUCUAUACUGGAAGCCAAAAACAAAAACACUGAAGCUCUUCUGCAGUACCCUGAUAUUGAUGAGGAUAUGGACAUGAUGACUGAGACUAAAUAUGCGCAGAAAUGGAGAGUUAUCAUGACCGCUAAAGCACUGGAGAGAAAGCUGUUGUCACGGCGACCAAGAGAUGUUCUUGUCAACCAGGGCAUCAUGCCUCCCCUCAAGUCACCUAUUGCCUUCCAUGAACAGAUGAAGAGCUUGGAAAGAGCUAAGACGGGAGACCUGCUCCAGCGGAAGAUCCGGCUGAGACCAGACAGGCAGGAGCUGAUCCAGCAGCACAUCUUGCAGGGUGAGUGGAACAUGUCACUAAUCUCUUGCCCCCCUCCCCACAAAGGUUGUGUACUGCAGAACCAUGAGGAGGGAGGGCAGCAAAACCAUGACUUGUGGUUCGAAGAAGAUCUGGAGUACAAGAAGCCUGAGUUGUUGGAUGAGGACAGCGGAGACAGCAUGUCCCCUCCCCAGCUGGACCAGCCCAUGUCCCAGCAGUCCCAGUCCUCGCAGGGGUCCGUCGGGGUGCCCUCGCCUCCCGACACCGCCCCCAUCCUCUACAAGAUGAACGAGUCGUCCUCCCCAACGGCGCAGACCGUCAUCUCGUACAAACCCGACCAGAUGCCCACGGCGACGUCGGCGGUCAUGGCGACCUACCCCCUGCCGACCACGGGGGACGGGCUGAUGGUGAAUGUCACGUCUCCCCUGAGUGGGGCCACUAUGAAAACUAGCACCUCCACCACUCAGGCGAUAGGCAAGGGUGGUAAGCAGGUGUCUGCAUCUCCACGUCCUUCCAAGAAGAAGCAGAAGGAGAAGCCGCCCAAGCCCAAGAAGCUGAAGUAUCACCAGUACAUUCCCCCCAACCAGAAGAACGCCCAGCCGUCCCCGCAGCCGGCCAUGGACACGCGCUACCAGAUCCUCCUGCAGCAGCAGCAGCUCUUCCUCCAGCUGCAGGAUCAGCACUUUUGGGCUGAGCACCAACAAACCCAGGAUGCUGAGGACAGUAACCCUUCCCAGCCACUGGAAUUUCAUUUUGUGAUGAGUCAGUAUGGACAGCAGUACCAGCCCAUCCAGCCAGCACCUGCCAAAACUAGUGAGAAACUGCCGACCAGCACAACAGUCACCACAACACAGGCCAGCAACACCAGCACAACUACUACUACUGGGAAGAAGGGGGGAUUGUCAAACCUGGAGGACAUGAAGGUGGCAGAACUGAAAGAAGAGGCAAGAGCCAGGGGUCUGCCUGUAUCAGGCACCAAGAACCAGUUGAUGGAGAGACUCAAACCGUACGCUGACAUCACAACUGCACCUGUAACCAUGGGGCAGACCCUGACAACCACCACAGCCGGGGAGCCUGCCAGUGUAAACCUGUCACUGCCAACCAUCCAGCCUCUCCAACCUGCCCAGAGUAUUACUGAGGAGUCCAGCUCUAUGCUCAGCACCUCCAUAAACUCUACAAUGGGACUCCCCAGUAGUGUCAGCGAUGACAGUAGUCAGAGUACCAUGACUGUCAUCGCCACAUCCGGUACCAUAGACACCAUGGCUCAACAGCCGACAUCAUUCCAUGGUCUCAUUCCUCAAGGGCAGCAGGGGCAGGAAAACCCCGGGGCACAGGGGCAGGCAGCUCCAGGACUGUCUAGACCAAAUUCUACUGCCCCCAUGGACAUAGACAUGAACAGCAACAGCCAGUUUGAGCUGGACAUUGACAUGAUGGACCUGCUGGACGCCUCCCCACAGUCGCAGGAGGACAUCGUCAAGCAGCAGCAGAAAACCAUCGAGGACCUGCAGAGGAAGCUGGAGAUGUCCCAGAGAAUAAUCCAGCAGCACCAGCAACUCACCUUCCAGCCAACUCAUUUCCAAUUCCCCCCUGUGUCCCAGCAGGAGGGGGACAGCAUUCCACCACCCCCUCCGCCGCCCCCUCCCAACCUCAUGCCGCACGCCCCGCAGAACUUCAACCCUGUCCAGGCCCAGAUCAACCAGCAGCAGGACCAGCAGAAGCUGGCCAUGAUCCAGUACCAGCAGGAGCGCCAGCAGCAGAAGCAGCAGAUCCACGCGCAGCUGCAGCAGAAGAUCCGGCAGCACCAGGAGCAACUGCAGCAGCUGCAGCACCUGCAGCAGCAGCAGGGCCAGACUGUGGCUCAGAUUCAGCAGCAGCAGCAGCAGCAACAACAACUGCAGCAACAACAGCAGCAACUGCAACAACAUCAACAACAACAACAGCAGCAACAGCAGCAACAGCAGCAGCAGCAGCCAUCACCACAGCAGCAACAGCAGCAGCAGCAACAACAGCAGCAGCAGCAGUUCUCAAACCAGUUCCUUAACCGUAACCAGUUCCUUCAGGCCCAGCCACCUCAGAGCCAGGCCCAGCCCCAAGCCCAUCAGUUCCAACCCCCGCCCCCACCCCAGGACAUCAAACCCAACCUGGUCGCCUUCUUCCAGCAGCCACAACAACAGGCUGGCCAUAUGCAGUCCUUCCCCAGUGCACCGCCCAACAUGCAGCCAUUCCGCUUCACAGCGCCAAACCCUGCUGCCACGUCAGAGAGCACAAAGUCAAUGUCAACACCAAGCUCACCUGUGGAGGCAAAGCCACAGUUUACCUUCAUGCAUCGGUCACCAACCAACCCUUUGUUAGACCAGAUGGCACCUCCUCCCAACUACCAGGAGGCCCUGAGACAGAGAGUCCAAAACUUCAGUGUGUCCUCAACACAGCCCUCUACUGUGUCUGGGACCCAGACUACUAUCUCCCAAACCAUGAGAUCUCAGCAGAUGGACGAUUUACUGGAGAUCCUUAUUGAACAUGGAGAUUUGCCUCCUAGUGCAGCCCUCGAGCCUCCUCCAACACCAAAAGACCAACCUGGGAGUUCAACACACAACACAGUUAAUCCCCCUAACACUGUGGCCCCACCCCCCAACAAAGUGGCCCCUCCCCCCUCAAGUACGCCCUCCCCCCACAACAGUCCUGCCCCUGCUAGCUCGAUAGCUCCUCCCCACAGUACCGGCACCCCAUCCCCGGCCACAUCCCCCUCCCACCAGCCUUCCAUCAACAGAAUUCCCCCACCCCCUCUCAACAUACCUCACACCAACUUCGGCCAACAGAACCACCUGCCCGAGAUCAACGUCAUCCCCGACAACAACAACCACUACAUGCGGUCCAUCUCCGAGCCGGCUGGCAGCCACCCUGUCCCCGAGCUGCCCCAGGACAAGAACUUUGACCAACAGAUGAGCCAGAUGGACACCAGCACCGGCUCCGACCCCAACCUGUCCAUGGGCACGCCCCCCACCAGCGGGAUCAACUUCGAAGGGGACGACUUGAACUGGUUGGACCUGAUGCUUCCCUCCACGGGCCUUACACCACUCAGUGCCAACCCUCCCUCCAGCUUCCCUAUGGACCUGUUUGAAUCGGGUGACCUGAACACCCCAACGUUAGAGCAUCUGGAAGGAAGCGGCUUGAGAAUGUAGCACAUGAUGCGGCACCACCCAUUUCACAGUGUCCUCAAAAGCCACUGUCCGUCACUUGUACAGUAAGAGGGAUAACGUAUGUAACUGUGGAUUUUCAGGAAUUUGCCCAGUGAAUUCAGUGCGAAUGCCAAACGACACGGAAAGAGUAACUUUUGUACGAAGUAUUUGUAGAUAAAGUGUUGGCAGUAAAUGUUGAGGGAAGUCUCCUCAUUGAACGGACAGUGGCUUUCGAUGCUCUGUAUCUUGGUGGAUCUGUAGAAACUGGAGGUUGUUGAUAAUUUGAACUACAUGUACUGGUAGGGGUAGGUGACUGUAAGAUGGAACAGACUCUGAACAAAACUGUAAAUACUUCUAAGUGAAAAUAUCUUUUUUGCUACGAGAAGCUCUCGUACUUAUUUUUGCUAUGAUGGUCCAGUACAUUGGUGUGUAUGAUAUAGCUUUAGCCUAGGCUACCCCAGUGGCCUUCAUCCCUACUGUGAUGUUGGUGUUAGAUGUCAGCUUCUGUUUCAGCAUGUAGAGGUUUCUCUGGUGAUUGUAUCACCACACUGUGUUAUCCAAAAGGUUUGUAUCCACAACUAUAUCUAGCAUAUUUGUCAAGCCUAUUUGCAAUUGUGGAGCUUUGCAAAGGAAAGCCUAUAGUACCAGACUCCCUGUGCUUCCAUGGUAGGCAGCCUUCUAGUAUGUUGGGAUUUGAAUCUGGGUUCUCUGAUACACUUCUUAAAGACAUAACUCUAGUAGUCGGUUUGCAAUGCAAAUGCUGAAGACAUUUUUUGUAUUGACACUUGACAGGCUGAGCAUGUAAAAAGUCGUAACAAUAGGCAUUGUUUUGUUUUUUUGUGCAUUGGCCUUGAGACCAACAUGAACCUGUAUGAUUCCAUAGCUUGGUGCUAGUCUGUGUCGUUGGUUUGAAUAUUUGUGCUGGUGUGACGUAACACAGACUUGGUGCCAAGACACAAACCCUCCCGUUUGCUGGCAAACCUUGGGGUCAAGGGUGAAAGGUUAUGUAUGACUACCAUUGUCAGAACAGUGAUAGAAAAACACUUGAGGGAGAAUCACAUGUAUUUGUUGCAGGACUUUUUUAUUUCUUCUGUCAGUCUCUUUCCUUUUAGCAGAUGUCUAGCUUUAGCAAAAUGUGAUCACAGUAAACCAUGACUGAACCGAUGUAGGUACAGACAAGAAGAGAAGACAGCUUUUGUAUGUAAGCAGAAUUUUACAUUUUAAUGAACAUUCCAUUCUGCAGACAUUAUUCUUUGUUUCUGUAGAAAGUUAGAAUUUAUCCGUUUCUUUCUUAACAUAUGGAUCCUUUUUUGAUAAAAUGACAAAAGUUUCUUUCUCGGUAAGACUAGAAUGACAGCAGACAAUGGAAUGUGAGCAAUAGUUAAUAGAAGCAACCUUUCUGGUUGUAACACUCGAACUUGAAGCAAUAGCAGUUCCAAAAAACAUCUGUUCUAGGUUGUGAUGAAAUCCGUAUUAGAGACAUAAUGCUAUGCAACAGAAGGGAAAUAGAUAUGUACAGCCUGUUUACAACGGUCGCAUUAAAAAUGAUUCUUUGCCCAGGCAGAUGAUGGUAUGUGCACAGAGUAAGGUAGGAUGUUCACAGAACAGAUCUGAACGAAAUGAUUUCUCUUGAAUGUUGUGUAUGCUGUCAUUCAGUCCGAGAAAGUAAUCUGAGAGGAUUGUAGAUACAUUGUACAUCAUGCCCUCCUCCCUCUGAACCACCAUUGCAACUAGUAUAGCUGCCAUCUAACCUGCAAUGUCUCUCAGUACAAGAUAGAUGUGAGUUUUGAUAAUGACAAUCACGUCUUUAGAGGGAGGGUGCUGUCCAACACCAGGCACUUAACAGUGGGUUUGUACUUCUUAAGGAAUCUUGUGUAGCCAAUAUAAGAGUAGCAUUUGAUACAAAUGACUUGCGGUGACCUGCUGAAAGUGUUCCACUUUAAGGCUUCUGUUUGUAGUGUAGAGUUUGCUCAGGCUAAAGACUAUAUUCUAGCUCUCAUGAUGUGUUUCAGAGUGUGACACAUACUAGCCAUUUGUACUGGUCAACAAAAGGGACAAAAGAAAGUGUUUUUGAAUAGCUGUAUUAUGAAAUGUACUAUGUAAUACCAAUGUGAUUGGGCCAUAAAUUUCCAUUGAAGAAAAAAAAAUACUGUUACUGUUUAUGUAGGUUUUGUAAACUAUUCAUGUACAUAGAAAGGCUGUGCAUUAUUAGUGAGUUGAUAUCUAUGGAUUAUUGUUCUCUUGUAUUCAUAUUGUAAUAAAUGACACUUCAGUGGGCCAACAAAACUGAA
Messenger RNA from Branchiostoma floridae (Florida lancelet), 6239 nucleotides. Its product is annotated as myocardin-related transcription factor B-like. NCBI's taxonomy places the organism in Eukaryota, Metazoa, Chordata, Leptocardii, Amphioxiformes, Branchiostomatidae. The transcript has 15 exons. The record is from RefSeq and is a predicted model, not a curated record. The coding region runs from base 346 to 3951 and encodes 1201 amino acids. Gene Ontology annotation, biological process: smooth muscle cell differentiation.